Molecule: messenger RNA, 2921 nt
Organism: Durio zibethinus
Lineage: Eukaryota; Viridiplantae; Streptophyta; Magnoliopsida; Malvales; Malvaceae
Source: RefSeq, a predicted model, not a curated record
AAAGGAAACAGAGUUAUAAAGUGAGGUUCAAAAGAACAAGAAAGAAAAGGCGAAAAAAAAAUAGCUUCCUUUUCUUGCUGUUCUUGGUGACUUUCACCCAUUGUUUAGCCUGGGGACAUUGAAAUGGACCUAUGACCAUGAACCUUGUGAUAAAGAGAGCCUAGGUUUCAAAUAACGGUUAGAAAAGGGAAUCUGUCUUGUUGGGUUUCUUUUUACUUGCAGAGUGAGAUAGGCAAGUUGUGAAGUGCAAGAGCGAACGAGGAGAGCAAGAGAAGAGAGCAGGGAACUGAAAAAAAAAAAAACUUUUGAGUUGUUUUGGAAAUGGGUGAAUCCGUAAAAUCAUUCUCUAAUCCUGCAGAUAUUUCUCAUAAAGCUAAAGAGGGUGACCCAAUUCGUGCUCUCACAGAAUCAGUAUCUUUCGGCAGAUUUAUGUCAGAAUCGCUGGCUUGGGAGAAAUGGUCAACCUUCUCUAACAAUCGUUACUUGGAAGAAGUGGAAAAGUUUUCAGAGCCAGGAUCCGUUGCUCAGAAGAAAGCUUAUUUUGAAGCACAUUACAAGAGAAGAGCUGCAAUGAGAGCAGCAGCCUUGCUUGAGCAAGCAAAUACCGUUAUCAAUGGUGCCUCUCAAAUGGGAACUAUAAAUGCAGCGCUUGCUGUCUCUUCCUUAAAUACAGAUUCAGCCAAUGCAGAUACCUCUUUAGCUAUGAAUCAACAGGAUAAUGGUGUUUCUGAUGUUGCGGUUGCUAAUACCGCGGAUGUAGAUGCAGGAAAUCUUAAUGUUGAACGAGAUAAUAUGGAUGUUACUGAUGCAGAAGGAGGUCAAGCAGUAAUGGAGCAAAAUGUGACUAUAGAGAAUAAUACCCAGAUUGAAAAUUCAAAGGCGCUUGAAAAUAUUGAGAACCAUGGCAUGAUUAUGGCAACCCCACACAAGAAGAUGCCCCAUAACGAAUGUACCGAUCAGAAGAACUCAACUUCAUCAAGCAACAAAAGGCCAACAAGUUCAUUGUCAAAGUCGUCAAAACCCAUCAGAGCAUCCCAACUUCCAUUAAACCCUUCUAAAAUAGUGGCUUCAGCACAAGCCAGGAGUGAUACUGAUGUUGCUAAGUUUGCAGGAAACUCAAAUGACAAGAUGAACACAAUUCCAAACUCGCUUCACAAGUCAAUUACUGUUACUUCUGGUGCCAGUAAAACUACUAAAACAUCGUUGAGAAUGCCAAAAGAUAGUCCAACUUCUCUACAAACCCCAACCAGUACAUUGAAGAAAGCUGCUGAUCAGGAGAAUUUAGCUCCAUCAAGUGACAAAAGACAAUCAAAUUCCAUGUUGAAGUUAUCCAAUCAUGGCCGAGCAUCCAAACGAGCACCUUCAAGAAUUGCGAACAACCAUGCUCUUAUUAAUAAGACGUCUGCAGUAGACUCAACUGAGCAGAGGAGAAUUGUUCAAAAAUCGCUUCACAUGUCAAUGAAUUUCACUAUGCGAACUGGUGAAACCAAUAAAACAUCACCUAAGAUAUCCAGAGAAAGUUUGACUCCACUACAAACUCCAACCAGGGCAUCUGUUAAUGGGGGUCCAAAGCUUGCUUCAAAAGUUCCUCUGUCACAAGAUAGAAGGACUAGAGCAGCACCCAAUAAGUCAGUUUCAGGAGGGGUAACAGGAGAUGGGAGAUGGCCCACUCUCUCCAACUGCUCAAAAUCUUCAACUGCAAGUGGAACUAGUAGAAGAUCUGCUAUUAGUUCCUCUCCGUUUAGUUUCAGGAGUGAAGAAAGGGCAGCAAAACGGAAAGAGUUCUUUAAGAAGCUAGCAGAUAAGAUGAAUUCAAAGGAGGUGGAAAAAUCACAAAUGCAAAUACGAUCAAAGGAGAGAGAAAAGAAUGACCUUACUAAACUCAGGCAGAGCACUGACUUUAAAGCUAGACCAAAUGAAGAUUUAUACCAUGGAUCACAGUCUUCACACAAUCAUGUUAAGAAGAUCACUUCAACUUGGCCUCAAUCACCAAAUUUUGGAAGGAAGCCACCUCCCAGCACAGUGCAGGAUGCAAACUCUAGACCUCCAAGGAGGCCUUCCAUCGAUCCUGAAAGCUCUAAGCAUGUAUUAAGGAAAAAUAACAGGAUGGCUUGUUCGAUGACCUCAUUGCCAAAGAACAGGCAUGAAAAUGCUUCGCCAAAUAUCCAACCUUCAGUUGGCAAAUAGAGUAUUUCAUACAGGUGUGAACAUGGAGAGGAUCAGUUGCUGGGUGGAUGCAGCCACUGACUUUUUUGGUUCCUUUAGUAAUUAAAUAAUUAUAGAAAUUCAAAGUAAUGUUAUGAUGGAAGAUAGAAUUUACAUUUGGGCCAAUUCCGCAUCAAUCCUACGUACAAUAAUGUAAGGAACCUUAGCUGCCUGCCUGUAUAUAAGUUUUCUGCUCUAUGUUAGUUGUGUGUGCUAAAUUGGCCCUAAGAUGCAUCUCAAAAUCAGUUGAGCGUUUUGGAGACUCAAGACCCUGCUAUACAAAAUCAAGUCAAUGAUGAGCAUCCCCUUCCCCAACUUGCGCAAAAAAUUAAAUUUAAAAAAAAAAAAUGGUAUUCUUAAGAGCAAUAAAGCUAUUUAUUCUUAUUUGAAAGAAGCAUAUAAGUGCAAUUGCUUACAUCCAUUUUUUAAACAAUCCAAAAAAGUUGAAUAGACCACACAUGUUUUUCCUCAAAAACCUCUCUUUUCUACCAAAAAUGUACGAUAAAAAUGUUAAUUGUAGUUGCUUGGUUGUGCUUUUUCAAAUAACUUGGCACUAUAAAGAGCAAAAACUAAAUGGGAGGUAUUUACCUGCAAGUGGCAGGCAACAUUUUUUAGUAAUCAAUUUGAGUUUUUGGUUUUAUAAUAUUAAUCCGGGUGUUGGAUAUACAGUUUUUUACACUCUAAAGGCUAAAUAUUGAUCAGUAAUCUCUAAGAAA